GCGGGUUGCGUAAGCAGCGGGACCUGGGAGAGGGAGCCUUUGCUCAAGCGGCCCCCGAGCUCGCGGUUACCAGUCGAGAGCGUAAGCGGAGAGCCUUUGUUUGAUUGCCAAAACCAGCCUCACUGUUUUAUCGAGGUGAACUAUGGCUCUCGAAUACAAGGCGGAGCUGGAGAGAGUCGCCUCGCGCGACGGUGCCCACGGACUGAAGCGCGUGUGCCUUCUACAAAAUGAAGCAAGUGAAGAGACGCAGCAAUGCGAAACGCCGCUGCAGUGGGCUGUCACGACGCCGCGCACGUACUUCAUGCUAGAACCGAGCCAGAAACGCGCCGCCACGGUCGCCGCGCGGCCGAUGGAAGACGCGGCGUUCCUGCGCCGCCUGCGCUUGUUCGCCGGUUCGGCCGGAACGAGCGAGGUGGAAGACGGCGCGUUGGCGGAGGGCGCGGCCGAAACCGCCGGUCCGCUCGCGCAAGCGAUCGCGCAAGCGCCGCUGCGGCUCGUGAGCAAGAGCUGGGCCCGCAUGUUCUCGGCCGCGGCGAUCCACGCCGACGCGUUCGGUGCCGCGCGCCGCCUGCUGCAACCCGUCGAGGCGGCGGAAGGUCUCAGUCGCGUCUUCGACCAGAAGCUCAACUACGUGAGAGCGGAAUUCGAAGGCGAAGAGUCGGUCCCCCACCAUAUAGGAGGGGGCCUCGUCACGCACAUCCCCUUCGCCGACUGCGCAUGGCGCUCCGCCCUGGGAUACGUUCCUGAUGGCAUGCACGACGAAGAACAACAGGGUCCGGAAUUCGCGACGCAGCCGAUUUUCGCCUGGGAGCGGCGGACGGCGCACGAGGAGCUGAUCGCGCGCGCCACGACCGGCCUCGAGUUCCACGAGGCGGCCUGCUCGUGGGAUUCCGGAUUCGACACGCCAGGCGAAUACUGCAACGAGAUCCAGAACCUGCGGAAGGAUUUCGCCGACGCGCUCGUGCAGCGCGAGUGGUUCGUCGACGUCGAGGACGUGACGUGCACGAAGUGGGUUCGCGGCGUCGAGGACUUUUUGGACAAACUCAUGCCCCGCUGGGAUGAGCAGGUGGGUUGUUCGGAGAUGACGCGACGCGCGGAGCCCGCGCGCAAGGUGUUCCGCGUCGUGCCGCUCGCCUACUCCGUGGCGGAACUCGCGCACGAGCGGGCCCGCGGCAGCUUGUAUAAUGAAACUCCCUACGGAGACAGGCGCUCCUGUGUCGAAUUUCACGGAGGGUUCGUGCUGACGGCCGACGGCGCGCUUCCGCUGCUUCCCUCCGGCGACGGGCAUGGGAACGGGCGCGGCAUGGGGCCGGGCGCGACGGCGAAAGUCCUCGAACGGGCGGCGGAGCGAGACCGGCGCGCCGCCGAAGAGCUGCGGGACGAGGAGGGGUGGAACACCGCACUCGCGACCGCGGCCCUCGCGGCGAGCAGCGCGGCGUUCACGGCGCAGGCGGCCGCCUGUCGCCGGACGUCGGUGGCGCCAACGAUCUACGCGCUUUGCGCGAUGCGCGCGCUCGUGGCAGCGGGGCGCGCCGAGGUGCCCGAGCAAUCGAUUCUCGGACGGUUCUGCGGCGUGGGUCUGCCACCGGAGUUAUUCCGCCGCAUAGCCCUCAUGAUCGGCGUCGGCGACGAGCGCGACGCGAGUCAAGGGAGUGCUGUUCUGCGAAGGAUGGAGAUCUCCAUGGAGAAGGUCGAUGCUCCGUGGGGGGACUGGGAUAAACGGGAGAACUAUUGCACGAGCGACCACGGUCGAGACAAGUGGGAAAAACGCCGCUUGAUCAUCCCGCAGGUCGUCCUUAAGUUAGACCUGCACGGCCAGGAGCUGGAGAUAAAAGGUCGGCUCUCGGGCUUUGAGGUGCCCUGCACCCACGAAACGCCCUACUUUGGAUGGGGCCGGAACUAUCUGAUCGGCGACAAGAAAAAGCUGAUGCGCAACCGCAAGAAGUUUGCCACGUACAAGAAGAAGGCCUUGCCCCUGCAGAUCGACCGCGACGCCAUGAUCCCGGUGACAUUUACCGGCGGGUGAGAGAUAGCGACACUGUGUAAGUGUAUCAGAGACAU
This is a messenger RNA of Pelagomonas calceolata, 2061 nucleotides long. The record is from the annotation of a GenBank genome assembly. NCBI's taxonomy places the organism in Eukaryota, Pelagophyceae, Pelagomonadales, Pelagomonadaceae.